AUGCCCCCUCGCAAGAGCAACGCACGCGCGCCGCUCGCGUCGAGCCCUUCAAGCCCGGUUGUACAGGAUUAUCCUGGCAAGAAACCGGAUGGGAGUGGACUCGAUGAACCCCUCUGGACCGCGUGCCGCGACAUGCUAGAUGCCGUGUACAAAGCUAAGAGUCAAGGGCGACCGAUGGCCGAGAUCUUUAUCGAGCUACCGGAUGCAGACGAGUAUGCCGACUAUUAUCUAGCCAUUCCAGACCCCAUCUGCUUAGAUAUUAUCAACACUCGCCUUGGUGAACCCCAUUACAUUCACCCAGAAGACUUCUUCAAGCAGCUGCACCUCGUCUUCCUCAACGCCAUGCACUACAACGAGGAAGGCUCCCAGGUCUGGAACGACGCCAAGCAGUACGAGGGCAUGAUGCUCGACAUGUGGAGGAAGGGAGUGGCCAAAGGGCCAUUCACCAGCUUCGACCCGUACCACAAGGGAAGGAAGCAGAUGAAGGCGGCGCUUGGGCGCGGUUCCGCCGUGUCUGGGACGUCCUCUACGUCCCCAGUCGCUGUCAAGACCGAGUUACCUGCGGCCGGGACCCCACCCGUUAUACACCUCCGCGUUUCCAGGCCAGACGCGAACGCUGCUGCUAGUGGGAGCGCGUCUCAAGCAUCGCCUCAACAGUCCGCGACCUCGCCCGCAUCACGGGAGACGCGUGGAACGCGCGCAGCCGCAGCUGCCGCUACCGCCAAGAUGGCUUCGCCCGUCAAGUCGACACAGCAGCUACCGCCGCAGCAGUCGUCGCGCGCUGCCGGACCGACAGGUUAUCACGGCCUCAGCGCCGAGAACAACUCCAUCGUCGCAGCCACCGACUCCUCGUUUCCCAUGUGGCCUGGGCCCAAGAUCCAAUUGCCAGGUGACCCGGCGCCUGGGGGACAUCCGGGAAGUGGGUGGUGGGGAGAAGGUUCGCCCGACUACGAACGUUCGGUCGGUGGUCAGGCCAGCUACAAACAGCGCAUCCAUGCCGUAGCAGAGGCUAUCGCCGCGUACAAGGACCCAUCCAGAGGAAACACCUUGUCAGCAGUGUUCGGCCUUAUUCCUCCGGUUGUCAACCUGCCAUACCUUGCGCCAUCCGCCGCGGCCGUGCCCGGUUUCACCCACAUCCUCAACAAUGCCCGCAACGGUCGUUACUCCGUCCUCGUCGAGUUCGACUUGGAGAUGGCCAAGUUGUUCGAGAAGGCGCGCCGCGUCUUCGAGGGGCGGCCGGCCGAGUACGGCAAGGUCCUCACACUCCAGCGAUUAUACAACGCCUUAACGGCUCCGUUCCCCCUCAAGCUCCCUAUCCCCAUGCCUUCACCAACGUUGUUCGCGUCUCUUCCAUCAGGCCCAGGCAACCCGCGCACUAUGACCGUUCAGGAGGCCCACGACGCCGUCCGCGCGGGCGCACCCCCAGAAGUCGCCAACCAGGGCAUCACGACGUACCGCAUCCCCACCAAGGACCGCAUCUUCACUGAGGACGCACGUCACAAGGGCGUCUCGUACAGGGCCGGCGAGUAUGUGCACCUCAUCAACCCGGACGAUGCGUCAAAGCCAAUCAUCGGCCAGAUCUUCAAGACCUUCCUCCCGACCCAGGGAUAUCCCACCCAUCACGUUACGGUGUGCUGGUACUUCCGCCCGGAGCAAACGGUGCACAUCGCCGAACAGAUGUACUUUGAGAACGAGGUGCUCAAGUCUGUCUACUUUUGUGACCACCCAAUCGAGGACGUGAUCGAGAAGGUCGCCGUCCAGCCCUGGAGCGCGGCCGAGGCCGGGCGCCCACAGCCGCAGGUAUGGCACCCCGGCUUCCCACUUUAUACCGCUCGCUCGCGGUACAUCGACAAGGCGCACUUCCUACUCGAGGUCAAGGACUGGAACAAGCUGCAGCCUGAGGGUGCCAGCCUGCUCCACUUCUUCACCAACGUCGUGGCAUUCAAGCACAGGAUCCAGCUCCCACUGGUAAAGUCGCCCUUAUUGCGUGGUGCCAAGGGCCCCGGCCGUAUCGAGCGCCCGAAACGGCAAGCGAUGCCCGACGACGACGAGAGCAUGGACAUGAAUGUGGCUUACGGCCGCAUGGCCCCUCCAGCCGCGCGUAUGCCUGAACAGCGCCCAACUCCUCCAUCCAACCGCUCGUCCUUCAACCAGCCGGCGCCGAGUCCACACCAGCGGCAGCAGCCGACACCAGGGCCGUCGCGCACGCCCUCGGCCCAGGCAGUGCAGCAGCGUGCGCCCCAACAACAGCGCCAGCAGUCGUGGCAGCAGCCGACGCGGCCGCAGCAGGCUCCUUCCUUCCCGAACCGCACGUUUGCAAGCGUGACAGGCGGCACGCAGGUGCUUGAGCAGAUCGCGGUGCGCGAGUUCCUCCCGCCCGAGACUGCCAAGCUGUUUGAGCAGGACGCACGGCACCAGGUGCUGUGGUUCAGCGGACCGCCUCUAGCCCAAGGCGCAGUUCAGAUCCCGUCGCCACCAAACCACAGUCUCGAGUACCUGUCCUUCCUGACACGACGGAAGCGCGGAGCUUCCAAGGCAACAUCGCGCCCGACUAACGCCAAGCGAUUCAAGGCGGACGGUGGAAGAGAGAAGACGGAAAGCGCCGACGUCGACGGCGAGGAGGAGGAUGCGGACCUGUUGGCCGAGUGGUGGACGCAGGGAAUGACGCGGGAGGAAGUACUCGCGAGCCUCAAGGCUGUCGUGAACGGCUCGGCGUAA
Molecule: messenger RNA, 2718 nt
Organism: Cutaneotrichosporon cavernicola
Lineage: Eukaryota; Fungi; Basidiomycota; Tremellomycetes; Trichosporonales; Trichosporonaceae
Exons: 7
Coding region: 1-2718 (905 amino acids)
Biological process (GO): chromatin remodeling; transcription elongation by RNA polymerase II
Cellular component (GO): RSC-type complex
Molecular function (GO): protein binding; chromatin binding
Source: RefSeq, a predicted model, not a curated record